GGUGAGCCUGUUGGCUGUACUUUUUGAGGCAGACGCAGCUUCAGCUCCGGCAGCCUGUCCUGGUAGUGUUGUUAGGUGUGGAGACUUACAGAGAGCAGCAGCUAAAACCAUGAGACCGCUUUUACUUGGAGUGCUGGGCUGCUCCCUGGUCCUAUCUGUCCAAGCCUUGUAUUCUUCUAAUGAUGAUGUUAUUGAGCUGAACCCCUCCAACUUCAACAGGGAGGUGAUCCAAAGUGACAGUCUGUGGCUGGUGGAGUUCUACGCUCCAUGGUGUGGCCACUGUCAGAGCCUUGCACCAGAGUGGAAGAAAGCAGCCACUGCCCUCAAGGGUAUUGUCAAAAUCGGUGCAAUAGAUGCCGACCAGCACAAGUCAUUGGCUGGGCAGUACAGCAUCAGAGGUUUCCCUACUAUCAAGAUCUUUGGAGGAAACAAGAACAAGCCAGAAGAAUACCAAGGUGGACGCAGUAGCCAGGCCAUUGUAGAUGGAGCCAUGAAUGCUUUGCGUACUCUGGUAAAAGACCGGCUCAGCGGGAAGGCCGGUGGAUCCAGCUACAGCAAACAGAGUGGAAGUGGCGGAAGUGGCGGAAGCGGCGGCGGCAGCAAGAAGGAUGUGGUCGAGCUCACCGAUGACAACUUUGACAAGAUGGUGCUGGACAGUGAUGACGUGUGGUUGGUGGAGUUCUUCGCCCCGUGGUGUGGACACUGCAAGAACCUGGAGCCUGAGUGGGCGGCUGCUGCUACAGCUGUCAAAGAGCAAACCAAGGGCAAGGUACGCCUCGGAGCUGUGGACGCAACUGUGCACCAGGGUCUGUCCAGCCGCUACGGGAUCCGUGGAUUUCCCACUAUUAAGGUGUUCCGCAAAGGUGAGGAGCCGGAGGACUACCAAGGGGGGCGGUCCCGCGGUGACAUCAUCGAGAGGGCGUUGGAUCUGUUCUCUGACAACGCCCCUGCUCCUGAAGUGCUGGAGAUCCUUAAUGAAGACGUCUUAAAGAAGACCUGUGAGGACAGUCAGUUGUGUGUGAUCGCCGUACUGCCACACAUUCUGGACACAGGAGCGUCUGGUAGAAACAGUUAUCUGGAGGUGAUGAUGAACAUGGCUGAGAAGUACAAGAAGAAGAUGUGGGGAUGGCUGUGGACCGAGGCCGGAGCUCAGAUGGACCUGGAGGCGUCUCUGGGUAUCGGCGGAUUCGGUUACCCCGCCAUGGCCGCCAUCAACACGCGCAAGAUGAAGUUCGCUCUGCUCAGGGGCUCCUUCAGCGAGACGGGAAUCCACGAGUUUCUCAGGGAGCUGUCUGUGGGCCGCGGCUCCACCUCCACGCUGGGAAGUGGAACCAUGCCCAAGAUUCACUCUGUGGACGCAUGGGACGGCAAAGAUGGCCAGCUUCCUGUGGAGGAGGACUACGACCUCAGCGACGUAGACCUGGAUGUCGACUUUGACCGGGACGAGUUAUGAGCACAAACGGGACGGGAUCCGACACAGACCGGCUCGACGCAGGUCUGCUCCGGUCUGGUCCUGCACGACACGCCUCCCCUCUCCUGUGGACGAACGGGAAGGCCGGGUCGCGCAGUUACUGAAAUACUCCAGAAAAAAAAAAAGACACGCGACAGAGAGAGACCCCUGUAGUUUCUCACACCAUCUUCGUCAGUCACACAGGAUUGGGAGGGGGCGCGCGUCGUGUCCCUGAAGUGAACUCUGCCUCACUUACCUGCUGAAUGUUCAAAGCUGCGUAUUUAUACGAUCGCUGCCAGCUGAGGAGAGGAGGGAGGAGUUUCUAAAUGUGGCAUCUCAGUUGUUAAGUCUUUUUAAACAUUGUUACCUCUCCCUUUUUUCAUCCACCCUCAAGCACCUAUUUUAAGAUGUGGACUUGUCAAAGUAACACUUCAUCACCCAACCUGACGUGACUAAAAAUAUUUUUUCUCUUUUUAAAUCAGUGAAUUGAUGAUCUUUGUGGGUCGGGACCGUGUUUUGUCCAGGACGAGGGGAUAAUGUUGGGACUUCUUGUGUAGAUUUUUCUUACACGACUUUAUUUCAAUUGUGUGAAAACAAAAUGACAUUUUUGUUACAAAAAUAAAAAGAAUAAAAACAA
Messenger RNA from Sphaeramia orbicularis (orbiculate cardinalfish), 2087 nucleotides. It is a transcript of the gene pdia6, whose product is annotated as protein disulfide isomerase family A, member 6. The record is from RefSeq and is a predicted model, not a curated record. The transcript has 13 exons. Gene Ontology annotation, cellular component: endoplasmic reticulum lumen. Gene Ontology annotation, molecular function: protein-disulfide reductase activity; protein disulfide isomerase activity. NCBI's taxonomy places the organism in Eukaryota, Metazoa, Chordata, Actinopteri, Kurtiformes, Apogonidae. Bases 110 to 1453 code for a protein of 447 amino acids. Gene Ontology annotation, biological process: response to endoplasmic reticulum stress.